AUGAUAAAUGAAACUGUGUGGAGAAUCAAGAUCCCCAACGGAGUGGCCGCUCCCCUCUGUGCCGGCGACAAAGAUGUGAAGUUUUACAUUGUCAGUAACUGUAUUGGAACUUCACAGUCGACUGCUUCUCAGGUGGUCAUUCGUGACAGCUUCUUUGUUUUCACCAACUGCACGGGAGGUUUUCGCGCAGUGGCUGCUAAACAAGACAUGAAUGAAAGUGGCGAGGCGAAUGCAAGUAAUCAGCCAAUCUCCACGUGGAAUGACUUAACUGAGGCCAAUUGUUCAUUCGAGACAACUACGUCUGAUGACUAG
Molecule: messenger RNA, 312 nt
Organism: Rodentolepis nana
Lineage: Eukaryota; Metazoa; Platyhelminthes; Cestoda; Cyclophyllidea; Hymenolepididae
Source: the annotation of a GenBank genome assembly